CUUUCUGUCUUUCUCUCUCACACACAUUUUUCCUCAUCAAAUUCCCUCAUUUCUCUCAUCAAAGCUGAAUCCACCACUUCCUAAUUUCCACUUCUCUCUCCAUUUCACCCCUCCUCUUCCCACAAAAUUUCAUUCCCACCCCAUCCCUCCACUGUGACCUCCAAAAGCACCCAAUUUCUAGGGUUUCAAGUUCCAUUUCCUUUGCUCUGAAAUCCCUAGCUGAAGCUGUAGAGCUAGCUGAUAUGGAAUCGGAGGACGAGUUCGACAUGCACGACGCCCACGAUGAUGAGGAGCAUGACGCCGUCUCGGUCGAUAAUGAUGACGACGAUUUCUACAGCGGCGGCGACGACGAUGGCACCGCCAACGCCUUCGCUUUCGACAGUGAUGACGCUGACGUCGCCGAUUACGAGUUCAUCGACAACGAUUCAGACGAUUCCGACGACAUCGCAUCGCACCGGCACCAGCAAAACUAUACCAUUUUGAACGAAGCGGAUAUUCAUCAACGACAAGAGGAUGAUAUCAUGAGGAUAUCCACGGUGCUUUCCAUUUCAAAAGUUGCAGCAAGCAUGCUGCUCCGAUACUACAAUUGGAGCGUCAGUAAAGUGCAUGAUGAGUGGUUUGCAGAUGAAGAGAAGGUUAGAAGGGCUGUUGGCUUACUGGAGAGACCUGUUAUUGAAUAUCCAAAUGCUAGAGAGCUGCCUUGUGGGAUAUGCUUUGAUACCUAUCCUUGUGAUAAAAUUCAUGCGGUUGCUUGUGGUCAUCCCUUUUGCAAUUCAUGCUGGGCAGGUUAUAUUGGCACAGCCAUUAAUGAUGGUCCUGGAUGUUUGAUGUUGCGAUGCCCGGAUCCAUCUUGUGGUGCUGCUGUUGGUCAAGAUAUGAUUAAAUUGUUAACUUCUCAUGAAGACAAGGAGAAGUAUUCUCGCUACUUCAUCAGAUCUUAUAUUGAAGACAAUAGGAAGACCAAGUGGUGUCCGGCUCCUGGCUGCGAUUAUGCUGUGGAUUUUAUUGUAGGCAGUGGAAGCUAUGAUGUUACUUGUCGCUGCUCAUACAGCUUUUGCUGGAAUUGUACUGAGGAAGCUCAUCGCCCAGUUGAUUGUGGUACUGUGGCAAAGUGGAUACUGAAGAAUAGUGCCGAAUCUGAAAAUAUGAAUUGGAUAUUGGCUAAUUCCAAACCCUGUCCAAAGUGCAAGCGGCCGAUUGAGAAAAACCAAGGCUGUAUGCAUAUCACAUGCACACCACCUUGUAAAUUUGAGUUUUGCUGGCUUUGCCUUGGAGCAUGGUCAGACCAUGGUGAGAGGACAGGUGGCUUUUAUGCGUGUAACCGUUACGAAACAGCAAAGCAAGAAGGAGUGUAUGAUGAGGCUGAGAAGCGAAGGGAGAUGGCCAAGAACUCCCUAGAGAGGUAUACUCAUUAUUAUGAAAGAUGGGCAACCAACCAAUCGUCUAGGCAAAAAGCACUCGCAGAUCUGCAGCAAAUGCAAACUGUGCAUCUUGAGAAGCUGAGCGACAUUCAGUGCCAACCCGAGUCACAGCUAAAGUUCAUAACAGAGGCCUGGCUACAGAUAGUUGAAUGUAGACGAGUUCUCAAAUGGACAUAUGCGUAUGGAUAUUAUUUACCAGAUCAUGAACAUGCCAAGAGACAGUUCUUUGAGUACUUGCAAGGUGAGGCUGAGUCUGGGUUGGAGCGACUUCAUCAAUGUGCAGAGAAGGAGCUACAAGUUUACCUCAAUGCAGAGGGUCCAUCAAAGGAUUUCAAUGAGUUCCGCACAAAGCUUGCUGGACUGACCAGUGUGACUCGGAACUACUUUGAGAAUUUAGUCCGAGCUCUAGAGAAUGGUCUAUCAGAUGUGGAUUCUCAUGGUGCCUGCAGCAGGACAGCAAGCGCAAAGAGCUUGGGAGGCGGGAGCAGUAAGGGGAGAGGUGGGAGGGGAAAGGGAACGACAUCCACCAGAUCAAGUAGUUCCAGCAGAAAUAUUGAUGAUUCGGGCCGCUGGUCCUGUGAACAUUGCACCUUUUCAAAUGUCAAGUCGGCCGCCAUCUGCCAGAUGUGCCACCAACGGCGGUGAACCUCUCGUGUCCUAUGCAAAUUGAGCCACCCGGACGCGCGGAAGAUUGUGUUUUACCUCUUUGGCUGGCUGGUGUUGAUGGUGAAGAGGCCCUAGUCAGUGGGAUUGUCAUGGAGGAGACAUUCCCAUCGGUAAAAAUGGAGGAGACAUGGGAGGUGAGGGGAGAAAGCAGAAUUUGGAAAUUAAGGUUGGGAUGGGGAGUAGGAGAAAUAACUGUACUGUUUAUGUGGUGUGUGUGUGUAUUGGAUAAUGAGAGGUGUAUAUAGUUGUUGUUGUUUGUCCGACUACUUAUAUAAUCAGUGGAUCGGAUCCCAUGCAAAUGCCUUCAUCUGUAAUUUGAGUUGUAGCAAGCUUUGAAGCGUCCACGUGGGUGGGUUGUUGUAAGAAUGAUCUGGGGUGGGUUAGAGCCUAGAGGGGACAAUGAGUUGUAUUGGCCCCCUCCCCUGUAUGAAUGAAAUAAAAAAAAAAAAAAAAAAAAAUGUCAUGUAAUAUUUAUAAUCCUAUUGAACGCAUGACCCAUCUUCUAGAUUUUUA
Messenger RNA from Corylus avellana, 2600 nucleotides. It is a transcript of the gene ARI8, whose product is annotated as IBR domain-containing protein. Gene Ontology annotation, biological process: protein ubiquitination. The record is from RefSeq and is a predicted model, not a curated record. NCBI's taxonomy places the organism in Eukaryota, Viridiplantae, Streptophyta, Magnoliopsida, Fagales, Betulaceae. Gene Ontology annotation, molecular function: zinc ion binding; ubiquitin-protein transferase activity.